AUGGGAAUGCCAUUGUUACUUGCUGUUACAGUUGUGGUUGCAUUCGUUUUGCUUCCGGUUCAUUCCCAACAAGAUUAUAUUCUAGAUGACACUAGCUCAACUGAUCUCAUCCAAUUCACCCCGAACGGCACACAAAUUGGCCUAGAUGCAAAGAGGUGUUCAGGUUCUGAUAUUUGGAUUGGAAAUGCGCAAUCUGGGUAUGAAUGGAAUGGGAUGCCGAGAUUUUCUGUGCAGAUCUUAAACCAGUGCCGCACAGGUUGUGACAUUUCCAAUAUCCACGUUUACUGUGGUCAGUUCAGUUCAGCUACUAUCAUCAAUCCUAAGGUUUUUAAACGGCUUGAGAUUAAUGACUGCCUUGUCAAUGAUGGAAAACCCUUGAAAUAUGGCACUCUCCUCUCAUUUAAGUACCAUACGAGCUUCAAAUAUCCUCUUUCUGUUGCCUCUUUUACAUGCUAA
This is a messenger RNA of Argentina anserina (silverweed cinquefoil), 456 nucleotides long. RefSeq names its product protein TAPETUM DETERMINANT 1-like. Lineage: Eukaryota; Viridiplantae; Streptophyta; Magnoliopsida; Rosales; Rosaceae. The coding region runs from base 1 to 456 and encodes 151 amino acids. Gene Ontology annotation, biological process: cell fate determination. The transcript is spliced from 2 exons. The record is from RefSeq and is a predicted model, not a curated record.